This is a messenger RNA of Drosophila serrata, 1617 nucleotides long. RefSeq names its product differentially expressed in FDCP 8 homolog (gene DEF8). The record is from RefSeq and is a predicted model, not a curated record. NCBI's taxonomy places the organism in Eukaryota, Metazoa, Arthropoda, Insecta, Diptera, Drosophilidae.
CUGCACUUAAAAAAAAACAAAAAUAAAGUCUUUGUUUUUCUGUGUUCAUCGCAAAUUCCCCGCCCCCGCCCUUUAUUGCCAAAAAAAAAAUGAGCUGGCGUGAUAGCAUCACCAGCAUUCCCGGCGCAGUGGCGCAUAUCCUCAACGAAAGCGCCAACACUCUGCUCUCGCACAGCUCCGCCUUGUCGGGAGCAACAGUUGGCAGCGCCUUCUCUGGCGGAUCGGGAUCUGGAUCUGAUGGCGGGGGCUCUGAGGAAGGUGCCCCGCAUGGCGAGUACCGCGGCUUGCCCAUUCCCGCCUCACUGGUUCGGGAACAGUGGCGCCUGAUCUUCACCAGCGAUGCCAAUAUCCAGGAUUUGAAUGCGGCCAUUGCCCAUUGUCGGGAUCUUGUCCUGCUGAGCGAAGAGGUCAGUGAGGAGCGGCGUUGGCUUGUCAGACAUCUGGUGGACCUGCGUUACUCUCUGCAACAACUGGAGGAGGCCCAGGAGCAGCAGUCGCUCUCUUCGGACAUUGUCCUGAUGAAUGCCAUACGGGCGGUGGUAGGGCACCACUUUGUGCCGCAUCACCCGCACCACGGCAAGCGAAGUCGCCUGCAGGCAGCCGCCAGGAGAAACUACUGCGACCACUGCACCGCCAUCAUAUGGAGCGUGGUUCAGGCUUCAUACGUGUGCAGCGACUGCGGCUACCUGGUGCACCAAAAGUGCAUCGACAAUGUUAAGCGGGUGUGCGCCCACGUCCUGGUCUCGGAGCGUCAAUAUCCCGUUGCGGAGAUCUGUCCAGAGAUUGGCCUUGCCGCCCAGGGAUACAAGUGCGCCGAGUGCGGAACGCUGCUCAACCUAAAAAACCCCUGGAUAGAGCCACGUCUGUGCGACUACAGUGGCAUGUACUUUUGUCCUCGCUGCCAUUGGAAUGACAGCAACUUUAUACCAGCCCGCAUUAUCCACAACUGGGAUUUCUCGGCCCGGCGAGUCUCCCGCAUGGCGCUCCAAGAGAUCCGCCUGUUCCUGAACAAGCCGCUCAUCCGGCUGGAGGAGGACAACCCCAAGCUGUUUGUGUUCGUGGAGAAGCUAUGUGCGGUGAAAAAACUACGCCAAAAUCUGGUGCACAUGCGUCACUAUCUGGCCGCCUGCAAGAUCGCCAGCGAUCUGAAACUGGUGGACCAGCAGCUCAGCGGACGACGACACCUUGCGCAAUCCAAUGAGUUCUACUCGCUGACUGAUUUGGUUCAGGUGGACACUGGAGCCCUCACAGAGUUUCUGCAGGCUGUUUUUAAGGCCUUCGAUGAGCACAUCCGAUCGUGCCACAUGUGCCUGGCCCAAGCGUACAUCUGCGAGAUCUGCAGCAACAACGAAGUGAUCUUCCCCUUCGACGACGGCUGCAUUAAGUGCGAUCAGUGCAACUCCAUCUUCCACCGGGUCUGCCUCACGCGCAAGAAUAUGAUUUGCCCCAAGUGCACUCGCAUCCAGGAGCGGCGUCUGCAGCUGGAUCGCAUGAAGAGCACCCAGGAGGAGGAGGAAGAGGCCACCGAUGAUGACGUGGCUGUCGCGGAAUAGCUUUUUGAAUUUCAAGUUCACUCGUCUCUGUGCUGGUUUUUAAUGUUAUAUUUACAUAAGGUGU